This is a messenger RNA of Pseudonaja textilis, 2750 nucleotides long. RefSeq names its product BCL2 interacting protein 2 (gene BNIP2). Gene Ontology annotation, cellular component: cytoplasm. The record is from RefSeq and is a predicted model, not a curated record. NCBI's taxonomy places the organism in Eukaryota, Metazoa, Chordata, Lepidosauria, Squamata, Elapidae. Gene Ontology annotation, biological process: apoptotic process.
AAUAGGAAGAGGGGGGGUUGCGUCCUGUUUCCUGUUUGCUCACGUGUCCUUCCGGGGCAGGGUCGCCACCUUUGGGAGGGGUCGUCCGGCCGGCUGUGAGCGAGAGAGGCACCGCGAGGAGAAACAUAUUUUGCAGUUCCUCACACCUCCCAACAACAAUACUCUGGAACUCUGGAUCACGACGGAGCUCCGUUAGCCCUAGAGGCAAAGCUGAGGAUGGAAGGAGUGGAAGUCAAGGAGGAGUGGCAGGACGAAGACUUUCCCAGACCUUUGCCAGAAGAUGACCAUAUGGAAGCUGGGCCCGCUGAAAGCGGAGACCAAUCCGAAAUUAAUGGCAACAAGGUUAAGAAGAAACUAAUAGCUCCAAAUAUAAACUUGACUUUGGAUCAGAGUGAAGAGUCCAUUUUAUCCGGCUUAGAGGCAAGUGGAGAUAUUGACUUGGACGAUAUAGACACCCCCUCGGAGAACAGCAAUAAUGAGUUUGAGUGGGAAGAUGAUCUUCCAAAGCAUAAAAGCACCGAUGCCGUUCGGAAGGGCUCCCUGCUGGAAUACACGGCCUCGGAAGAGAAGGAGGAGGAACGGCGAUGGCGAAUGUACCAGAUUGGGGACCAGGGUCACCGAGUAGACAUGAAGGCCAUUGAGCCCUACAAGAAAGUAAUUAGCCAUGGAGGUUAUUACGGGGAUGGGCUAAAUGCAAUUAUUGUCUUUGCGGUUUGCUUCAUGCCGGAAAGUAACCAGCCAAACUACCGAUACUUAAUGGAUAAUCUGUUUAAAUACGUUAUCGGCUCCCUAGAAUUAUUAAUAGCGGAGAGCUACAUGAUUGUUUAUCUCAACGGGGCAACCACCCGGCGGAAGAUGCCCAGCCUAGGUUGGCUCAGGAAGUGUUACCAGCAAAUUGAUAGGAGGUUAAGGAAAAACCUGAAGUCCUUAAUAAUAGUCCAUCCUUCCUGGUUCAUUAGAACGCUCCUGGCAAUCACAAAGCCGUUUAUUAGCUCAAAAUUCAGCCAGAAAAUCAGAUACGUCUUUACCUUGGCCGAGCUGGCAGAGCUGAUCCCCAUGGACAGCGUUACCAUCCCUGAAUGCAUAAAACAGUAUGAAGAAGAAAAAUAUAAAAAGAAACUCCAAAGAAUUGAUCAAGAAUUUAAUGGGAAACAGGAGCAGAAGUCUGAACAGUAAAAGAAAAGAAAAAAGUAUUUCUGAAUUCAAGCCGAGAGUGAAGAACACGCUGGGAGAUUUGAAGCCGGGAAGAACACGCUGGCCUUCUGCGUCCGGACUUGGCCUGUUGGGAUGAUGCGCUGCCGACCUGGGUUUGCACGUCCCGGGCUAUGCCGACACUUCAUAGUUGCCUUUAAUUAUAACUUUUACACGGCAGUGUCACAAAGGCACCCUAGGAGGGGCACCUCUUGUUAUAUUGCGAUGCUUAUUCAGUAAGUAUUUAUAUGCUUCAACUUUAAGGGGAGAGAUAAUAUAUAUUUAUAUAUAUAUAUUUUUAUGACUCUUCAACGCAUAUUUUAUAACGUUCAUCUGCAAAAACGCCUCUGAGACACACUAGCCCACCCAUGACGGUUGUCGUUUACUUAGGAAUAAAAUGCAUGAGAAUUUCUUAUAUGUGGUUAAAAUGCUUCUUGGCUAAGGAAGAGAGAGGUGGAACUUCGGUUAUCCGCUACGCUGGCAAGAUCCUUUGCUGUUUCCACUGCGGGGAUGGGCCUAGCCCUCGAGUUGGGCGUCCUCGGCUCAAACUCGAUCCAGCCCAAGCCCUUCCGUGGUGGAGCUCCGAGGUUUCAACUCCCUCCUCGCCGCCUGGACAGAAAGAUCCCGUAAUUGAGAAUAAUAGCAUUGUUUGGAUGUUAGGGCUGGUGGAGGCUGUUUAGCUCUGGAUGCCCAGCGAGUGACUUAAACAUUUGGGUGACAUUCCAGAGCGGAACGGGGGCGGCCUCCCACCUGGCCUUCUCCUUGCUACCACGGAGGAGACCUCAGUCCAACUUCUGCUGCUGUGCCUGGCUAGCUUGCUGCCCACCCAUAACGUGGAGCGGAGUUGCAGAACUUGGCAUCAGGAUGUGGCACUCGAGAGGAGAGGAAGUGUACCCUGAAUUAAGGACAAGGACAGCUUAGCCCAGGGGUCUUCAACCUUGGCUACUUUUAGCCUGGAGGACUUCAACUCCCAGAAUUCCCCAGUCAGCUUUGCUUCAUCUCCUGUGAUCCCUUUCUCUGCAACCUCUCCAUUUUCAUUUAGUUCUCUACAAUUCUGGUAGUGGACGUCCACAAGCUUUGCUGGCUGGGGAAUUCUGGGAGUUGGAAGUCCUCCAGGCUUAAAGUGGCCAAGGUUGGAGACCCCUGGAGCCUUCGCUUAGACAGGCUGUUGUGAAGACCACCCUGUGUCUCUCACCAAGGUGGAAGAACAAAUGUUACGUGGUUAUUUCGUACUUUGGAAAGCAAGGCUCUUGAAAAGGGCACUUUCCACCAGCACUAGCUUCACUUUAUACACCUUUUUUGAAAGGAGUCUGUGUGUUUGUGAUGCAUGUUUUACCUGUUUCAACAGCCCUCCUCAGUCAGGGCGCGGAUGUGUCACAUGCACGAAUUCCUAGCAGGUUCAUCAUCAAAGCCAUAGUGGAUUGUAGCAGAAAUGUUAAGGUUUUGUUUUGUUUUUUGAAAGCUUGGGCAUCGCUCUUAUUUUCAUUUGUAUUUAAAAUUUGUGCGUGUUGUUGGCAACAGUGUUUUCUUGUUCCCAGUGUUCGGUUGUGGGAGGGUGG